Molecule: messenger RNA, 6283 nt
Organism: Acanthaster planci (crown-of-thorns starfish)
Lineage: Eukaryota; Metazoa; Echinodermata; Asteroidea; Valvatida; Acanthasteridae
Source: RefSeq, a predicted model, not a curated record
GCCUGGGUUCAUGACUAGACAGAGAAAUGGCGGCGCGCAGUGCAAGAACGAGGAAUAUCAAUCCGACUGAAUCGUGCGCAAAAUGCGCCAGUUGUGGCGAGUGUCAAAAGAUCAUGAAACGUUGUACUCGAUGUAGACGCGCUAUUUACUGUUCGAGGGAUUGUCAAAUUCUGGACUGGCCAAAACACAAGACGGUUUGUUCCAGAAAGGUAUCUUCCUGCAGCAAAACACUGGACACGGAAGGUGAAACUGACUCUGCAAACACUUUUCUCGUAGAAAAGCUGCAAGAUGCCGUCAGUAUUCGAGACGGUGAACAGACAUCAAAUCACCCCCAAUCACAGACUGAGGUUAAUAUCUCUGAAGACUCACAAGAAACAUCUACAGCUCACCCAGAACCAAUUUGCAGUAUCGUCGUCAAAUGCCAAAGAGACAGGCAUCAGAUUCAUGUUAACUCAGGGUGGGAAGCCUCUACAAUGUUGUCCCAAAUCAGCGAGAAGGUCCGAAUUCCCACAGAGAAGCUGAAACUAGUACACAAAGGGAAGCUUGUCAGCGAGCAGAAUGUGAAAGAUUGUGUGAAAGACAAGGCCGUGUUUCAAGCCAUUGGUGAGGUGUCUGAGAGUGAGGAAGGCUUGGAUCCAGCUGUCAUUAACUUGGUGAUGUCCAAAAUCAAAGUAGACAGAAAUGAGGCCAUCCGAGCCCUCAGGCUCAAGGGAGACGUCACAGAUGCAAUACUUUACCUUGGGAACAAAUAAGAUAAACUGCAGGUAAUGAGAAGAAACAAGAGAUGCAAGUACUGUACUGGUACACCUCAUUCUAUGUACAAUGUACAUGAAGUGUGAAAGAGAUGUAGAGGAUGCGGUUACUAUGGACAGUGUCCAUGCUCGCAGCAUCCCUCCGUCGCUAAGGGGAUGUCAUCCUGUUGAGAUAUGUUGCAAUUGUGUCAUUUCGCUCUGUGCUUCCAGUAAACAUUUUUGAUUUUGCAGUGCCUUUUGAUUAACUGCUUGAUUCAUUUAUCUAAGGUAUACAAUUCAGGCACUGUGACUGGAUUAUUGGAUUAUUAAUUGUAAUGUCCCUUAUCCUACUAAAUGCAACAAAAUGCAUGAGCGUACAAAAGUUGCCCGAUGUUACUGGAUUUAGCAGUCAUCACAAGUGGACAAAUACAUGUACCUGGUGCGCUGUGGGCCGGUUUGUUUCACACGGGUCUUGAUCUCGAUCAGCCAUCCUAACACUGGUUCCCACCAUCCAUAAGCCGAGUUUUGGUGUCUGUAAACCAACGACGGAUCACCGAUCGUGAUCCAGAUCCAUGUGAUCUCAAUCAACGAUUCUUACACUGGUUCCCACCAUCCAUUAGACGAGUUUUGGUGUCUGCAUACCAUCAAAGGAUCGCUGAUCAUGAACCAGAUCCAUGUGAUCUAGAUCAGUGAUCCUUACACUGGUUCCCACCAUCCAUUAGGCGAGUUUUGGCGCCUGUAAACCAACGACGGAUCACUGAUCAUGAUCCAGAUCCGUGUGAGACACACAUAGCCUUGUAGAGUAAGGUAGCAUAACACAUUGGCUGAUGCUUCGCCUGAUACGUGUACACAUAACGUGUACACGUAUAGUGUAAUAAACUCACUCAAUCUGAUUGCAUUUCAUAGGAUCUUUGGCAUUUGGAUUGUGUCACAUGUAGCAGGUUUCCGAGGGACAACCUCAAUUAGUAGGGAUUCAUAAUUACUGUGCUGAACUAAUGUUCCAGAGAAAAAAAACCCCCAAAACAAACAUUGAAGACAGUUUAUUCAGGACAGUUGAUGAAAUGACAUUCUCACUCCCACAUAUGAGUAAAAUUAUUAUGAAUUACAAAAAGUUUAGCUAAAACUGGAAUUGUAGAUUUCAUAUAUGUAUCAGUUUUACACAUUGGUACAACUAGUGCAGUCGUUGAACUGUCUCUGAGUAUUCUAGUAGUUGUGUUGUUCAAUUUAAGGGGUGGAAGUAUAUUUCUAAAUCUGGGGGAUUCCAAAAGUUUUGCACCAAAGUUAUACAAUAAGGUAUCCCUUCUAGUUUCAAGACAAGAAAUACCGGUACCUAACACAUCCAGGGCAAGGGAGUAGCUGUGAUACUGACGAGGGCCCAAUAUAAUACGACAUGCACGUUUUUGUACAUUUUCAAUUUGAUUAUGACAUCCAUUACUUAGGUACUUGUACCUCUACAAACCCAGCCCUGUACUUAAUAUUCGUGAUGUGAAAUGCAUACUUCUGAGCAUUUGAAUAAGGCCCAUUGUACUGGUGAUAUCUAACGACUUGUCCAGUGCUGGUCACGUUCCCAUGCUUAUUGACACGAGUGAACUAGAUUCAACACCUGAAUAAUGCAAUCUUUAAGUAAACAUGAGCUGGGUAGUCUAGUCUUCAGAUUACAGAGGUCUGCUUUUUUCUCAGUUCAUGCUCGGACGUAGUUCUUGCAAUCUGUAAAAGUUAAAAGCCAUAGAGAUACCCAGCAGGAUAUACACUGUAGGAAUACUACAAGCAUGGAUGAGGUUUGUACAACGCUUUUGUCAGCAUUUGAAAAUUGUGCAUCCAAAUCUGCUUAAAAUGGAAAAGAUCGAGCUUGAAGUUACUGAAUGUUUGUGCUUGAACGUGUGAUGUGCAUGCUAAGGUGUCCAAACAGCCUAUGGCGUGUAAGAGAUAGACAGCCCUUUGUCUAAAACCCCAUAAAUUAGGAAAACAUUUUUCUCAAAGCAUGAAGAAGUAAAGAUACUGUAUUGGCAAUGUUAAUCUUGUGGAUUUUUUUCCACACCUUUGCACAUUUUCCAUUUAUUCCAACAUGAAAUGUUGCCUGCCCCUGCAUGUUUGCCCCUUAAUGUGCAAGUAUACUCCUGUGGGUCACAGGAGCAUAGGGGUAAGAUAUGUCUGUAUUUAUUGUGAUUUCCGGAUUUUUUUCAUCCGGAUUUUCCCGAUUUCAAGUCUUUCAAACAAUCUGUUGGGUGAGAUAUGUCAAGAUUUCAGGAUUUUUUAUAUCAUGAUUUUCCCAAUUUCGGGAUCUUCAAGCAAUCUGUGUUUAAAAUCAGUAAUAUCCCAAGUUCACCACUGGUCGUUUUACAUAUAAAAGGAUAUAAAACACAAGAAUUGGGUAAUAAGUAAAGGGGUACCUUUAGGCAAACACAAAUAUAUGAAGUAGACCGUAAACUUCUUUAGGACCCACAAAACUGUUGGUGAUUAUUUCGUAGAUUUUUAAAUUUCCUCCAAUCUCACUCCUGCUGUGGAGGUUUGUGCACAGUACAGGAUGAUGAAGAUGAGGUUGAAUUGUGGCUCACAACAUUUUAUGAACUCACAUGACGUUUUACUAGGCGGUGGGAUUAUUUUGCAAUCGCUUUUCUCAGUUGUGUAACCCCUUUGCGGUAGUACUUGUGAUGUUACCUCAACUUGCCUGGGUUGUUAUUCAGGGUUUUUUAAGCCUAAACCAGAAUAUUUAGCCUAAGCUAUCCUUCGUCUUGGCUAGGGCUGUGUUCAGCUGCACAAGUUAAAUCUAGGCUAAAGCUUAUGCUGUACUUUCAACAAUUUGAGAACUCCAUCGGCAAGUUCUCAAAAAAGAUCUCUGUUUACUCCACCCGUGUUACAACUGAUAAUACAUGUAUAGUAACUGAUGAAUAACCUGCCAGUAUCACCAACCGGCCGAUGAAUUCUAAAGUGGAAAUUCCAGCUGAUCAUUUAUCACCUGUUGAUAGAUUGUGUAAUUGAAAAGAUCUGACCAACAAAUGUACUGUCACCUUGUAGCAGAUAUUGUGUCAACCACUUACAUGUAUAUCAAGAAUCAACAAUGGAUCAGCAUUGGGAAAAGGUGUGACUGUUGCAGGUUAAUUGAAGUUGAUUAAGUGCCUUUGUAGAUCACAUUCAAAUAAACAAUGUUGCGGCUAAAUAUGGAACAAGAAUGGCUAGAAAUUAAAGUUUUUAAUUUUGAGAGAAGUUGCUCCAGAACACAACACCUUAUUUACGUACUUUUGAUUAAAUUAUUUCAACCAUUUUGGUUCAUGCAUUAUUGAUCGGCAUGUGUAUAGCAAAACUUGGGGGCAGAAAUGAUCAUUGACUUGAGCUGUCAUCACAAAAGAUAGAAUGUAAAAGUGUAUCCGUUAUUGGUUUAGAUUUAUGUGGCAGUCUUCCUUAACCCUAACCCUCCUCAAUCCUUCACCUGUUGGAGGACUGAGGAGUGUUAGGGUUAAAUAAUAAACUAAGUCAGGUGCAAUUAUCCUUCAAAUCUUAGGUUUGUAUUGAUAACCGUUACAGUUUUGAGGUUAUAAUGAAUGUCCCAUUUAAGUGAACCUUAAAAAAAUUUCUGGUAGUGCAAAGUGGGCUCUUUAUUUUCUUAUUUGGUAAUUAAUUAUCCACCCACUGACUUUCAGUAUCUGCCCACGCUUUUGGGGCGUGGCAACUUGAAAUUUUUUUUUUGCCUGACUUCAUAAUGUUCAAGAAAUAAUAAUUAAUUCUCCCCAAUCAGAAGCUUCUCAAAAAACUUAAUUUCAAUUUUAAAUUUCAUGUAGGAGUGUACUGCUACUAAUUCUGUCAUAGAGCAAGAUAUGGACAUACGUGUAGCAUUUAUAUACUUGCCCGUGUAAACGUUUUUGACCUGUUGUGUACCAUUAACACAAAUUUGAAAGGUACCUUUUCACCUGUUUAAAGGCAUUCAAAUGCAUUCAAGCAAAUUUAUUGGUUAAAUGACAUUCCUCAAAGUUUGUUUAGAAAAGAAAUGGAUAUUUAAAAAAAAAUGGAUAGUGCGGCUUUAAGCUUGAUGGAACCCAUAAAUGUUCUCGUCCAAAUUUCAAGAGCCAGACCCACCACUGAGGAACAAUUAGUGCCUGGUACCCAGUGCCUCCUAUCGGGGUCUUUGAGACACUCGAGCUACAUGUAACAUGAAUGUGUGCAUGCUCAAAUGCUUCAAGCAGUUCUUUGUCCGGCAAACAAAAUUGUCAACCUUUUCUCUAUACCAAUAAAUUAUCAGUCAUUUUUUGUUGUCGGUUGAUAAAUUAACUGGUAACAGGUAAUUCGCUAUCGGUUACAUUGUCCUUCAAGAUGAUAUAUUGUUGAUUAUUGGUUUUUUAAAAAUCUAAACCAACACUAACAUGAUUUGUUUGUGAUACUUCUUCCACUGUUUACUACAUUAUAGCCCAACAGUUAUUUUUGUGAUAAAGGUUUAUUUUAUCCUGUGAGAAUGGUUAUUUGUAAUGAGCACUCCUUGGAAGGUUAGAAAAUACAGAUUUUCCUUUCUGUAUUUUAUGCAUACCGUGUGUAAAUAAUGAAAUGUGAAACUUCUAUUUACGCCACUGGUACAUAUUACUAAACAUUGUUGCCAAGGAUGAUCUGGUUACCAGUGAUGUGCAAAUCAGAUUUUUAAAUGCACUCCAGUCAGUGUUAUGUGCACGCAAGGAAGAUUUGUCUAAAAGUUUUUUUAUACAUGUAACUGAUCAUCAUUUCACCAAUCUGACAACAGUGUCAUGGAUUAGCGCCGUUUUGUCUCUUUCUACUGCAAACUUUUCUGUACGGCAUUUUCCAUCAGGCAUUUUCAAGAGCAUCCUGACAUGAUGCCAAAGUUCAAUUUUUCCUCAUAUUCUGCACCAGUCCAGGGCAUUUCAUGGCCUCUUAACUUGCGCGAUUGCCGUGAAAAAAGCUGUGUAGCAUUGGAUUUCUGCCAAGUGAGUCCAUGGUCACAUUUAGUCUCUUACAUGUAUGUGCUAAUGUGCACAAAGCUAAUGCACCUGAAAUUAGGAAUAAGGGAAAAUGAUUUCAUCACAUGUAUGUGUUAUUUACAGUGGGAUUUGCACAUCAUAAAACCUGCCAAUUUUUGUGGUCCAACUUGACUAUUGAACAUGAAAUACAAAAUGGCCUUAUCAUAUCUUGUUUGUUGGCAAACAGUUCCUUGUGGCCUUAAGGGGUGUGUGUGCAUGGUGAGAGAGUACCCUCUUCAAAUAGCAGGUGUUAUAACUGCUUUUCAAAGUUUAUCUUGUGCUUGUCCAUUUUGUCCCUUUGGCCUUGUGCUACAAAUAACACAUGCAAACAAUAAUAUUGUACAUUUUCUCAGGUCAAUUUUUUCUAGGCCCACCUUGAUAGAAGCUGGUUUUCAACAGGUACUGGUACCUUUGAUCCCAACAUAAAUGUGCUACCACUUACACACAUUUGGAAAACUUUACUUCUCAACCAUGAAUUGGUUUUUACCUAAAUGCUGAAGUUCUCUUUGAGAUGAAAAUUAGGGCUCCAUCUUCUGCUUUUGUGACAUUUGUUAUGGAUAUAUGGCCUCAGAAAAAAUGAAACGCGGCACACUU